AUGUCGUACUAUGGAGUUCCAUUAGCCGUCAGAGACAUAAAACUCAACAUCUACUUAAGCGAAGCCCUAAACGCAAUGGUGGAGUUACCUUCAUUUGUCAUAACACCGAUCUUGCUGGAGAGUUUCACCAGAAGAAGCUCUGUGCUAGUCAAUGCCUUAGUGGGAGGAGCAUCAGGAGUGCUAUGUUGCUUCCUAAGCCUUUUCGGUAGAACAAAGAUUGCUUUCGCUUUAGAACUUGUUUCUUUCCUAUGUGCGAGGAUUGGAUUCAACUUGAUGGCCGUUUAUAUCGUUGAGCUGUUCCCGACAUGCGUGAGAAACUGCGCUAUGACGAUGCUGAGACAGGCACUUGUGGUUGGAGGAGCUUGUUGUCCUAUCAUUGCUUCUAUAGGAAGACAUGUUCCAUCACUCUCUUUCGCGGUUUUCGGAUUUGCAAUGUCGGGUUUUGGGUUGUUUGUUUUGCUUCUUCCUGAGACCAAAGGGUCAAGUCUUUGUGAUACAAUGGAAGCACAAGAGCUGAGAGACAAGGCCUUGAAGAUUAGCCCUAGUUUCUGA
This is a messenger RNA of Brassica oleracea var. oleracea, 552 nucleotides long. Its product is annotated as organic cation/carnitine transporter 5-like. The record is from RefSeq and is a predicted model, not a curated record. Bases 1 to 552 code for a protein of 183 amino acids. NCBI's taxonomy places the organism in Eukaryota, Viridiplantae, Streptophyta, Magnoliopsida, Brassicales, Brassicaceae. The transcript has a single exon.